GAUAAAAGCAAACCCCUCGUUCACCAAACUGACUCUAUCAAAAUACUAACCCCACCCCACCUCAUCAGCAAGCCCCCAUCCGAUCACCUCAUUGGUCCAACACACAAACAAAUUCAGCCUUCAAUCCAGCCUCGCCGACGAGGUCUCCAAAAAAACAUACACACCAAGCCAUCCAUCAAUUCCACAUCCCCAGUCCAAGAUCUACCCAGAUCUACAUUCUUCCUCUGAGAACCUCACCCCCAAGUUUCCUUUUAAAUUCUACACUAUCAAUUAUCUAUCCAUCCAUCCCAUCUUAACCCCAAUCCCCUACUCAACCUCCCUCAUCCUCCCAUCCAUAUAUCUGUCUAUCUUCAAGCGCACCACACCAAACCCGCAUCCAUCCAAGCCCAACUCCAGCUCUACACACCCCAUCAACAUGGCCUCCGAACCCACCACCCCAGUGCGCGUAUCAAAAAGCGCCGCGAACUACACUCCCACAACCCAAGACGCAGAUUUGCGCUCGCAGAUAAAUUCGAUAUUAUUAAAAGACGGUCAUGUUGCCAAAAUCCAAGAAACCCUCCUCCACUCCCUACACUCCUCUCCUACAAAUUGGCCAACUCUAAUCCAGAACCACGCGCUUUCCCUCCUGCGUUCAGGACACUACACCACAUUCCCGCUGCUCAUCGCCAAAGUACUUGAAGACAUCCGCGCCGACACAAUAACAUUUUCUUCAUCCGACGCCUCGAAUUCUUCUCCUCAUGCCUCCACCAACGGAUCGUCAGACAAGAAGGAAAAGGAAGCGAAAGAAAAAGACGCCGCGCCCAAAGGCAGAGGCGAGAGGGGACAAAGUCUCGCGUUGCCGAAAAGUGUCGUGGAUGAAGGGGUGAGGAUUACGAGGGAGUCAUUAGAAGCUGUUUGUGAGGUGGUGGAGUGAACCCCCGAACGUCUGGGGGGUUGCAUUUUUGGGAAUUGGGCAAGGAGGGAUGAUGAGGAAUCGGCAUUGGUGUAAAGGGGGACGGAGAAGUGGGGAGGGAUGUAUAUCACUGGUAGCAGCCUGCGUCUGUUCUGGGACCCUCUCGACAUAACCACAGGAAUUUAGUGAAAGGAAGUGGUGGUGGAUUCAAUAUGGAUGUAUGGACAAACCGGAAUCGACUUCUAAGAGAAAUCUCCCAGGCCCGCCUCUUUUACAUCAUUUAUCAACAAAGACAAAGCAGAGAAAAGGAAGAGAUGCAUAGGUGGUCAGUGUGCAGUAUUUCUUCAUUAUAAGUAAUGAGUGAACUACCUGUGGAGUAUACUAGGAGUUUAAAAGAACAUUUGGGAUUUGGGAAUGAUGAGGGAUUACAAGGCCGGGACUGUUCUGGGCGCAUACGUUAAAUUUAUUGCACAAGAGAAUCAUGGACGAAUAUCAUGUAGAAUGAUCGAGGCUCCAUGCAUACCCAAGCGGCGUUUUUAGGAUUAAAAAUUCAUUUCAGCAGGUCUUUUAUAGAUCA
Botrytis cinerea B05.10 is the source of this 1469-nucleotide messenger RNA. RefSeq lists its product as hypothetical. Bases 416 to 913 code for a protein of 165 amino acids. Lineage: Eukaryota; Fungi; Ascomycota; Leotiomycetes; Helotiales; Sclerotiniaceae. The transcript is spliced from 2 exons. The record is from RefSeq and is a predicted model, not a curated record.